Molecule: messenger RNA, 1997 nt
Organism: Lycium barbarum (goji berry)
Lineage: Eukaryota; Viridiplantae; Streptophyta; Magnoliopsida; Solanales; Solanaceae
Product: laccase-17-like
Exons: 6
Coding region: 53-1756 (567 amino acids)
Biological process (GO): lignin catabolic process
Cellular component (GO): apoplast
Molecular function (GO): hydroquinone:oxygen oxidoreductase activity; copper ion binding
Source: RefSeq, a predicted model, not a curated record
GUUACAUUUGUAAGAAAAGCAACAGUAGAGAGAUUCAAUUUUCUGCGCAAAAAUGGGUGCAACUGGAAUUUGUCUUGUCUCCCUGAUUGCAUUAUGUCUCCUCCAUAGCGUUUUAGCUGAGACCAGGCACUAUAAAUUUGAAAUCAAAAUGCAAAAUGUGACAAGACUAUGCCACACCAAGAGUAUGGUUACAGUGAACGGAAAAUUCCCAGGCACUCGCAUUGUGGCAAGGGAAGGUGAUCGUCUUGAAAUCGAGGUGAUCAAUAAUGUCCAAAACAACAUCUCCAUCCAUUGGCAUGGAAUUCGACAGCUUCGUAGUGGAUGGGCAGAUGGACCGGCAUAUAUAACACAAUGUCCAAUUCAAACUGGUCAGAGAUAUGUGUAUAACUUCACUAUAGUUGGCCAGAGAGGAACUUUUUGGUGGCAUGCACAUAUUUCAUGGUUGAGAUCAACUGUUUAUGGUCCAAUAAUCAUUCUUCCAAAGAAAACUACUCCUUAUCCAUUUGCCAAACCCCACAAAGAAGUUCCUAUCCUCUUUGGAGAGUGGUUCAGUGUAGACACUGAAGCUAUAAUUGCCCAAGCUUUGCAAACAGGUGGAGGUCCAAAUGUUUCUGAUGCUUACACUAUCAAUGGACUUCCUGGCCCUUUGUAUAAUUGCUCCAGCAAAGAUACUUUUAAGCUGAAGGUGAAACCUGGAAAAACUUACCUUCUUCGAUUGAUCAAUGCUGCCCUUAAUGACGAUCUUUUCUUCAGCAUUGCAAAUCACACUUUCCGAAUUAUCGAUGCUGACGGAGUUUAUGUUAAACCCUUUGAAACAAAUACACUUAUUAUUACACCAGGACAAACCUAUAACGUUCUUCUCAAAACUAAACCUCAUUUUCCUAAUGCCACAUUUUACAUGACUGCUCGGCCAUAUGUGACAGGUCCUGGCACAUUUGACAACUCCACAGUUGCUGGAAUUUUAGAGUAUGAAUCAAAAUUAAAACCCCAUUUGAGAAGUCUACCACUCUUUAAGCCAUUAUUACCGGCUCUCAACGACACAAAUUUUGUCACCAAUUUUACAAGUAAAUUAAGAAGUCUCGCGACUUCUCAAUUCCCUGCUAAUGUACCUCUAAAUGUCGACAAACAUUUGUUUUUCACAGUAGGUCUUGGAACAAGUCCUUGUGAUCAAAACAAAACUUGCCAAGGACCUAAUGGCACAAAAUUCUCAGCUUCAAUCAAUAAUGUGUCACUUAUACUACCUACAACUGCACUUCUCCAAUCUCAUUUCUUUGGGCAAUCCAAAGGUGUAUACAAGCCUGAGUUUCCUUAUAGUCCUUUAAAUUGGUUUAACUAUACCGGAAACCCUCCAAAUAACACCCUAGUUAACAAUGAUACAAAACUCAUGGUUUUACCAUUUAACACUAGUGUAGAGCUAGUAAUGCAAGAUACAAGCAUUCUUGGUGCUGAAAGUCAUCCUCUUCAUCUUCACGGAUUCAACUUCUUUAUUGUUGGCCAAGGGUUUGGGAAUUUUGACCCUAAUAAGGAUCCAUCAACUUUCAACCUUGUUGACCCUAUUGAGAGGAACACUGUGGGUGUCCCUUCUGGUGGUUGGGUUGCUAUUCGAUUUCUUGCCGAUAACCCAGGAGUAUGGUUUAUGCAUUGUCACCUGGAAGUUCACACAAGUUGGGGAUUGAGGAUGGCAUGGUUGGUUCUUGAUGGAAAACUUCCAAAUCAAAAGUUGCCUCCUCCACCAAUGGACCUUCCCAAGUGUUGAGAAAUUAAACUCGUGCAAUUUUUGUAUCUCUCAUUUUUUUUCCUCGAUUGUUGAUGCUUGUUUCGGUUUUGUAAGUUGGUGGAUAUCUUUUGUAUUUCCUUUUCUUAUCCGUUCGCAUACGUUCUUUUUAUUUGAUUGCGUAAGAGAUGGUUGAGAUUUUUUGUAAAUUCAAAACUGUGGGUCGCUUUAGCUCAUUUCACACCCAUUAAGAAAACAAUAAAUACAAGGUAUAUUUUACUAA